AUCAAACCAUCCUUGAACUGAACUUAUCAUCUCAUUCUUAAGAGCUGAUACAUAAACUAUACCUGGGUCUAUUCCAGGCUGUUCAUUGAGAACAUGGCCGAGGACACUACUUAUGAAUACAGAGCCAUCGAAACCCUACGAACCAUUCGGUUGGUGCAUCUUCAUCCAGGCAUAGAGACUGACCCGAUCCAUCUGUCUCUCGUGACCACAAGCCUUGAUACCGCACCCGAUUUUGAGGCAAUUUCGUACUGUUGGGGCAGAGCGCAAGAAGAGCAGCAAGUGACAUGCAACAAUGCCACCCUCACCAUCACCAAUAGUCUAUUUACGGGGCUUGUGCACUUUCGGUAUCCCGAUCGUCCUCGAGUUGUCUGGGCCGAUGCCAUCUGCAUUAACCAGGCUGACUUAGCCGAAAAGAGUGGGCAAGUGCUGUUGAUGCCUCAUAUCUACUCACAGGCGACGCGUACACUGGUCUGGCUCGGUAUUGCCAGCGACCCCGUCUUCGGAACCGUGUCGCCUAGCGUGGCCGUCUCUAUUCGCCGUGCUCUCGAGCUGUUGCCCGAGAUCGACCCGGAGGAUCCCGCCGACAUAGCGGCCAAGCUAGAGGCUACACACCUUGAAUCGCAGCGUCUCUAUGACGAGGGCAAGCCGAGCUUGCUAGAUCAUGACUGGGUGCCAUUGGUGGCAUUGCUGGAACGGCCUUGGUUCCGUCGCAAGUGGGUUGUUCAAGAGGUUGCACUCGCUAAGGAAGCAAUGUUAUAUAUCGGCGGUGGGAUUGAGAUCCCCUGGCCAGACUUGGCGAAGCUUGCGUUUAGUAUGGGGCUGCUGGGAAUCCAGAGGCUUCUAACCUUGAAGACUGGGAAUACAGUGCUAGAGACUAUUGCUCCGCCGGUGAUUUGUGUUACCAAUGUCCUCAUGGUCCAAAUCUUUAGACGACACGCCACUCUUGUUGAUGGUAUCGUAGCUACUAUCGAUUUUGACUGCACGGACCCUAGAGACCACGUCUAUUCACUACUGAGUCUUGGCGCUAUCGGGCCCACGAUUUUACCUGACUAUCAUGUCUCGGUCUGCGAGGUAUUUCGACGUUUUGCGGUGGCAAUGUUGGUGCAAGGCGAGAGUCUGAAACUGCUGAGUCUGGCGCCUGACAGGAUCGGUUUUGUCAACCCGGAUAUUGAGAGACUUGAAGGGCUGCCGUCGUGGGCUCCCGAUUUCCGACUCAUCAACUCAGAUGUCAUGGUCAGCUAUACGGUCAGACCACAGGCCUUCUUCGCCGGAGGACGUUCCAAGCCGAUUGUAAGUGUAUCUGACGAUCAAGAAAUUCUCAAAUGCCAGGGCUGGUUGGUCGAUACUGUCAAAACAUUCGCCACCUCCAUGGUCGAGAUGUUGUUGGUCGACAUUCCUGAGCUGCGAUCUUCGCCGGGGUCCCUGGUAGAUCCGUUGAUAGAGCGAAGGAAGAAGCGACUCGCCCGAUGGUUGGAAAGUUGCUAUCACACUGCUUUCCCCCAAACUAACGGUUCCAAUAAUGCUGACCCCGACGACGAUCGUAUGAUGGCCUUUUCUCGCACAAUGGUGUGCGAUAUGGAUAUCAUGCGCAACCGCCUAUCUCCAGAAGUAGUGGGUGCUUUCCCGCAGUAUAUGCAGUGGGCAGCUGAACGCGUGGCAAGCAAGCAAGGCGGAACUAAGGAGCAGACAGCGUCUAUGAGUGAAUGUUCUGCGGUCAUCGAUACAAGUAUAGUUGCAAUGGCAUCGUGGCUGAAGUUCUGCAUCACGGAAAACGGUCGCUUUGCCCAAAUACCACAGACAUCAGAGGUUGGGGAUUGCAUCUGUAUUCUUGUUGGUGGCGAGGUACCUUUUGUCGUACGGCCGACUAGGCGCGGAACAUACACCAUCGUCGGUGAAUGCUACGUUGAUGGUGUUAUGGACGGCGAAGUUGUUGAAGAGAAACGUAUCAUAGGCGAGGCAUCUAGCAUUAUUCAAUUUGAGUAGUCGGCAGUACGUCUAAGGCUUGGGCAGGUAGUUGGUAUUAAACGGCCUACAUGCCCCAUGUAACGUGAAUUGUAGAGUCUAUGGGGUGAGGUCUGUGAGCUCGUCGUGAUUCGAUGAUGGCGACGAUGAUUUCAAAUGGAUGUCAAUCCUCAGAGCGAAUAAGUCGCCUAACUGAUGCCUGCCGUAAUGUCAGGAGACACAGUCACAAAGACCCUAG
Messenger RNA from Xylaria bambusicola, 2200 nucleotides. Its product is annotated as heterokaryon incompatibility protein-domain-containing protein. The record is from RefSeq and is a predicted model, not a curated record. The coding region runs from base 94 to 1983 and encodes 629 amino acids. NCBI's taxonomy places the organism in Eukaryota, Fungi, Ascomycota, Sordariomycetes, Xylariales, Xylariaceae. The transcript has a single exon.